ACUAUGGGAAGCUUUAACACCAGUUUCGGUAAAGGCUUCAUUUUGGUGGGCUUCUCAGACUGGCCUCAAUUAGAACUCAUUCUUUUUAUCUAUGUUUUGAUUUUCUACUCCUUAACUCUCUUUGGCAACACCACCAUCAUCGCUCUAUCACAACUGGACAUUCGACUGCACACCCCCAUGUACUUCUUCCUCUGCCACCUCUCCUUCCUGGACCUCUGCUACACCACGAGCACCGUGCCCCAGCUCCUCAUCAAUAUUGAAGCACAGGACCAUACCAUCACCUAUGGAAGGUGUGUGGCCCAGCUGUUCAGUGUCCUUGCCCUGGGCUCCACAGAGAGUAUGCUUCUAGUGGUGAUGGCCUUUGACCGCUAUGCAGCUGUGUGUCGUCCACUCCACUACACAACCAUUAUGCACCCUCUUCUGUGCCAGGCUUUGGCUAUCUCUUCUUGGGUAGCAGGUCUCGUGAACUCUCUGAUCCAAACAGGUCUCAUGAUGGCCAUGCCUCUCUGCAGGUAUCGAUUGAAUCAUUUCUUCUGUGAGAUGCCUGUGUUCCUCAAGUUGGCUUGUAAGGAUACAGCUGGAACAGAGGCCAAGAUGUUUGUGGCGAGAGCCAUAAUCUUGGUUUUCCCAGCAACACUGAUUCUAGGAUCUUAUGCACACAUUGCCAGGGCAGUACUGAAGGUCAAGUCAACAUCUGGUCGCAGAAAAGCUUUUGGGACGUGUGGGUCCCACCUCCUUGUGGUUUCUAUGUUUUAUGGCUCAACCAUCUACACGUACUUGCAACCAAAUGACAGCUAUUCUGAGAAUGAGGGAAAGUUUGUGGCCCUUUUUUAUACUAUAGUCACCCCCAUGCUCAACCCUCUGAUCUAUACGCUGAGGAACAAGGAUGUAAAGGGGGCUCUGUGGAAGGUGCUAGGGAGAGGCACAGACUCCAGGUAG
This is a messenger RNA of Mus pahari (shrew mouse), 939 nucleotides long. RefSeq names its product olfactory receptor 10-like. Gene Ontology annotation, molecular function: G protein-coupled receptor activity; olfactory receptor activity. The transcript has a single exon. Bases 4 to 939 code for a protein of 311 amino acids. The record is from RefSeq and is a predicted model, not a curated record. Gene Ontology annotation, biological process: G protein-coupled receptor signaling pathway. Lineage: Eukaryota; Metazoa; Chordata; Mammalia; Rodentia; Muridae. Gene Ontology annotation, cellular component: membrane.